CAGACCUAUUUGACUGAGGGAGGUUUCCCGCCAUGAACAAGCAGCAGUUGACAAGAACCCAGUUUGGGAGACAGCCAGCCCACAUAGUCCUGGUUGACUUCAGCCCUCCCUUUGGUAGUGACAGCUGCUGUCAGGUACAGCAGGCACUACAGGACAUCCUGGCACUGACAGCAAACAUCACAGGCCCACCCAGGGUCCCCUUCUUUGGGCUGUUUGCCAUCGGAACCUACCCAGAACUGGAGUUGAUGGUGGUGACCUGUCGUCACAGUAACAUUGUGAACAGGGAAGUGGAGAAGGUGUGCUGUGUUCUGGACAUGGAUGUACUCAAGAAGGUACAGGUGGUGUGUAUGAGCCAGCCAGAGGACCUGGGAGCCUCGGAUCUUGAUAUAUUAGAAGACAGUCCCAGUAACAACACUGCCAGUGGAGGUGAAGCUGGACUAAGCUGUGGAAUGGUGGAUGUGGUACAUCUAGACAAUGAUGGAGUGAGCCUGCACCAGUUCCUGAAGAGUUGGCUGGUGGACAGUGGGACAGACAGGGAACAUCUACAUCUUACACUGCCAGGCAUGGCAGGUAUUGGAGCUCUGACCAUGAAGUGUGACCUGUCUGAGAGAAUCCUGGACCCUACAAACCUGCUGCAGCCUCUCAACUUUGCAUUGUUACCAGAUAACUUUGCCAAGAGUUCCAGCACUUCUGCCCAGAGUAGGACUACAGGUUCAGCUGUACCUGUCUACAAACUCACUGCUGUCAAACUAGUCAACACAGACAGCAUAUGUGAAUCUGUGGUUUACGGAAUGCCCCUGGUAGUUACUGCCACCUCCUGCUGGAAGUUAGACUGGGAAGAGUUGGAAUCAAACCAGACAAACUUCCACGCUCUCUGCCACAUGCUGCAGGAAAAGGGUCUAGCAAUCCUGGCAACACGAGAUCCUCCCCCAGCAGGCCAGUACCAGCAGAAGUCUCCCCGUCCCUCCCCCAGAGCACACUUCCUCCUCCUCCCCUCCCAGUCCACCUCUCUGCUGAUCAAACCUGUGGCUGUGGGAGAACUGCUGCUGCCCUGUGACUUCAUCCGUCCUGCUGAGGCACCUGCACAGGAGGCCAUGGACACUGUGGAGAGUUCCGUAGCUCAGCUUGAGGUGGAGGAUAUGUUCAACCCCCUCCUGGUGAAGUCAGGCCUGUACAACUGUCUGACUCCUCAUGUCAGACAACCAACCACAGGGCAGCAGGCAAAACACAGGUUUCAGUACUCAGCUACUCCCCAGGCCCCUCAAACCUCAAUGUCUUCAGGUUCAAGACAUGCUCCUCAGCCAGUGAGAGGUACUCAGACAAACCAAGGGUCCUCCAAUCAGAAGGGAGCAUCAUUCAAACGGCCCGACAACAAUCAAAGGGGACGCUUCUGUCCACCAAAGGCAAAGAAGAGCAGGGUGUUAGAACAAGAUGACAUGUUCCCAGAUUUCACCCCUGACUUUUGAAAGUAAUAUAUUAAUCUAUGUUAAUUAAUAUAUAGCAUCAAAGAAUUUCAAAAUGAUAUGUUAUUUGGAAUUUGUUGGUAAUGUAUUAUGAAUAGCCAAAGUUUCGAGGCAUGUUUUAAGUAGUGUAUUUGCUUGUAUUAUACGUUCGAUUAAAAAGGAAAGAUAUCUACAUAAUGUAUGCUAAGCAUGCUUAUAGAGUACUGUAGUCUGCCUUUAGACUGGCAAGCUUUGCUUUGUGCCCAUAUAUAGCAUUAUGUUUU
This is a messenger RNA of Branchiostoma belcheri (Belcher's lancelet), 1726 nucleotides long. RefSeq names its product meiosis 1 arrest protein-like. The transcript is spliced from 13 exons. Gene Ontology annotation, biological process: spermatogenesis; meiosis I; male meiosis chromosome separation. Lineage: Eukaryota; Metazoa; Chordata; Leptocardii; Amphioxiformes; Branchiostomatidae. The coding region runs from base 33 to 1466 and encodes 477 amino acids. The record is from RefSeq and is a predicted model, not a curated record.